This is a messenger RNA of Rhinichthys klamathensis goyatoka, 3087 nucleotides long. Its product is annotated as cyclin-dependent kinase-like 5. Lineage: Eukaryota; Metazoa; Chordata; Actinopteri; Cypriniformes; Leuciscidae. Gene Ontology annotation, molecular function: ATP binding; protein kinase activity. The record is from RefSeq and is a predicted model, not a curated record. The coding region runs from base 8 to 2983 and encodes 991 amino acids. Gene Ontology annotation, biological process: regulation of dendrite development; positive regulation of axon extension; protein phosphorylation. Gene Ontology annotation, cellular component: nucleus; dendrite cytoplasm. The transcript has 16 exons.
CGUCUUGAUGUGGUGUGUUAUUCUUCCUCUGGUGCAGGAGACGAAUGAAAUCGUGGCCAUUAAGAAGUUCAAGGACAGUGAGGAGAAUGAGGAGGUGAAGGAGACCACCAUGCGUGAGCUGAAGAUGCUCCGGACGCUGAAGCAGGAGAACAUCGUGGAGCUGAAGGAGGCGUUCCGGCGGCGGGGCAAACUCUACCUGGUGUUCGAGUACGUGGAGAAGAACAUGCUGGAGCUGCUGGAGGACAUGCCGAACGGAGCUGCGCCUGACAAGGUCCGGACGUACAUCUACCAGCUGAUCAAAGCCAUUCACUGGUGCCAUAAGAACGACAUCGUACACAGAGAUAUCAAGCCGGAGAAUCUCCUCAUCAGCUCUGAUGACGUGCUCAAACUGUGCGACUUCGGUUUUGCGCGGGAUCUUUCUGAAGGAACCGAUGCGAACUACACUGAGUAUGUGGCGACCCGAUGGUACCGCUCCCCAGAACUGCUGCUGGGGGCGCCGUACGGGAAGGCGGUGGACAUGUGGUCGGUGGGGUGUAUUCUGGGCGAGCUGAGUGACGGUCAGCCCUUGUUUCCGGGUGAGAGUGAGAUUGACCAGCUCUUCACCAUCCAGAAGGUCCUGGGACCCCUGCCGCCCGAACAGAUGAAGCUCUUCUACAGCAACCCACGGUUCCACGGGCUACGGUUUCCCUCAGUGAGCCAUCCACAGACACUGGAGAGACGAUACCUCGGGAUCAUCAGUCCAGUCCUGCUCGACCUCAUGAAGAACCUGUUGUUUUUGUACCCGAACGAGCGCUAUCUGACAGAACAGAGUCUGAACCAUCACGCCUUCCAGACUCAGCGCCUGACGGAGCGUCCCAGCCCGCUCACACCCACACCCAUCCGCUCCUCCAAGAGGAAGCCCCUUCUGGACAACAGCGCCCCCAGCAGGGGUCACAUUAUCAAGAGUUCAAGUCACCAUCGCUCAAACAGUCGUGACUGCUCCAGUCUGCCCCGUCAUGGGCACGAAGACCUCCACCCUCCCAGCUCCGAGACGUUCCUGAACGGGUCGGUCCAGUCCGCCAACAGCCUGAGCCCAGUCAUGCACCCUAAAUCCUUCCAGCCGCUCAACCGCUCGGCGUCGUGUGGGAAAGACCUCCAGCAUGCUAAAGAGGCCAAAUCAAAAUCGGGCGAUUUUGACUUUGGCAAACCAGCAGACGGUCCCGGCGCCAAAUACCUGAAAUCGAACACGCCCCGUUCCCAGAACCGCCAUUCCUUUGUGGAGGGCAAGACCGGCACGCUCACGGGCGACCGGGAGAAACAGAGCCGUCACGGAUACGGUGAAUCGAACGCGUCGUCAUCCUCCGCCGGAAAGGGGUCGUCCUCAUACUUGAGUUUGUCUAAGAGUCACGGAGUGCUUAGUGACGCCAAAUCCGUGAGUAACCUCAGCGAUAUGCGACUACACCCGGACGACCCAUCCGGAUCGCCCCGCUACUUCCCCAGCAGCUGCUUGGAUCUUAACAUGAACCUGAACUUGGCGGCUCCGGGAAGCCCGUCAAUGCAACACGGGGGACACAGUCCCGCUGUGGGACGUCGAAGCAAACUGGACCGGGACGGAAGCACGGUUGAGCCGUCCAGCCGGCGCUCCUCGUCACGGCAAAAGAGCGACGGGAACCCUGUGGAUCCGCUCGACCCCGGAGCGGGACUGUCUCUAUCGGCUCCACAGGAGUUCCCCUACGGCGUGGGCUACACCAGCCCGUUCUCCUCGCAGCAGCGCCCGCACAGGCACUCGAUGUACGUGAGGAGGGAACGAGGGCGUCCCCAUGGGGGUGAGGCGGGCGGAUUGGUGGUGGGACAGGGGAUGCCCAACAGGGCCAGUAGUUUACAGCUACUGACCCCUCAGCUACAGCACCGGACCCUACCGAGACACAUGGGCAGCGCCGUGUCACGGGACGCAGGGUUAGACGACAUUAGGAGCGACCCGGCGGCCGCAGAGGUCAGUCACACGCGACCUUUAAUCCGGGAGUCCACACGGGACAACACCACCAGCUUUCACACACCACGGCAAAAAAGCGAGGGAGGAGUGUAUCACGAGCAACUCGCGGAUGACAGCGGAUCCGCCAAAGAGAACCGCAUGAUGUACGGCGAAUCUGUGCCGAGACGGGUCGGGAGCUUCUACAGGGUGCCGUCACCCAGACCUGAUAACUCGUUCCACGAGAGUUCAGGGGUCACGAUAGACAACAGCCACAACAUACACCAACCGACCUAUGACCCCUGGACGGGGUCUGAGACGCUGGACGUGAGCCCUCCUGAACCCACCAAAGAGAAAGAGAAACAAGGCUUCUUCAGAUCCAUGAAGAAGAAGAAGAAGAAGCCACAAACCACAGACACUGAAGAGCAAGUUCCAGUCAUGAGAAAAGCCCUCUUUCCUCUUUUUCACUCUCAGAGGAGCUUCACGAGGAGCUCCUCUGAGAGAGUGCGUCCCCUAGUGGCCACACCCAUGGUGCCGAGCGACGGCCCGGAUCCGGUGCUGAUACAGAAGUCGUCGCGCUCGUACGGACACCAGGGCAGCAGACAUCGCACUCGCAGCCGGGACCGGGAACGCAGCCGGGAGAGAGAGAGAGAGCAGGAUCAGGAGCGAGAGCGAGAGCGGGACGCUGACUGGCCUAUAGAGAGGACACCGGACACACACUCUCAGCCUCUGAGGUCGUUGCGGAAGCUUCUUCAUCUCACCACCUCCUCCUCCUCCUCCUCCAACCAGACCUCAGCAGAUCUCCACUACCCUCCUCAGUCCUCCUCUAAACCCGGGAGCUUCAUGCAGGCCAAGAGUCGGCAGGCCUCGUACGCGUCGGCCCCGGGGCCCCUGGAGUCCGGCUGGCACUCCAGCGCUCUGGGCCGUCCCGAGGGAAACCCGUAUCCCGAGCAGCUCACCUCCAAACCGGGCUUCGCUCGACACUUUCGCUCGCGUUUGCCAAACCUGAAUGACCUUAAAGAGACUGCGCUGUGAACGGCGCCCCCUAAUGGACCUUUUCUUCUGAUGUAUUAAAGAGACAGUUCACCCAAAAAUGAAAAUUAGCCCGUGAUUUACUCACCCUUAAGUCAUCCUAGGUG